AUGCUGUCAGAUAACAUGAAACAAAAGAGCGAAAAGAAACUCAUUGCUGAUUUCGACGCUGUUUCAUUAUAUCCAUCCGCUAUAGCAAGACUUUAUACUUUAGAAGGUAUUCCAAAGGUUAUGAAGAAAGAAAUGUUAAGCACAGAGUAUCUCAUGAGACAUUUAUUCGAUGACGACCAAAAGGAACCCAUUGGUGAAAAGUUUAUGUCUGGCUUCUUUAUUCUCAUUAAGAUAACAGAGAUUGGAAUACAUAGACACUUUCCUUUAAUAGUUUGUGACCCUGAACUAAAUCCAGAACUUAACGUUCCCAGAAGUUCAAACACUUGCUGUUUAAUGUAUGUUGACCAUAUAACAUUACAAGACCUCAUAAAAUAUCAAGGUGUCAAAUGUGAAGUGUUGCAAGGAUACUAUUACGAUGGAAACAGAGAUAUUAGAAUAAGAGAUGAAGUAAAGAAGUUGUUUGAGUUAAGGUUAAAGUAUAAGAAAGAAGGAAAUCCUUUGCAAGAAAAUAUAAAGCUCAUUCUGAACAGUAUUUAUGGCAAAACUAUUCUUUCUCCUAUUGAGUCAAAAAUAACCAUAGUAAAUGACAAAGAUGCUAUAAGAUAUGCCAUCAGAAACUACAACCAUAUAGUGAAGUUCGAAGGUUUGGAUGGUUCAGAUAAAACUAUUUUCAAGCUAACGAAAAGUAUUUGCAGACACUUUAA
Trichomonas vaginalis G3 is the source of this 704-nucleotide messenger RNA. Its product is annotated as organellar and viral DNA polymerase type B. The record is from RefSeq and is a predicted model, not a curated record. Gene Ontology annotation, biological process: DNA replication. The transcript has a single exon. NCBI's taxonomy places the organism in Eukaryota, Parabasalia, Trichomonadida, Trichomonadidae. Gene Ontology annotation, molecular function: DNA-directed DNA polymerase activity; DNA binding; nucleotide binding. The annotation marks the transcript as partial.